UAUAUAAAUUGAUUUUUUAGACAAUAUGAACGCUACCAGAGUUAUUCUCCGUAACUUCAGCUCUACAGCUCGUAAGAAUAUUAAGGAUGUCGAAGUAGACCUUCCAGCAAGCUACGCUAAGCUGAAGCAGAAGCAGAAGUUGUUCCAGAUCGACAACGGGCUCAGAAUUCACGAGAGGGGAGGAGCCAUGGAUAAGGUCCUGUACAACUUCUCAACCCUUCUCUGCAUCGUCGGCGGAGCCUUGUGGGCUAAGAACGUUUACACCAUGGCCUUUCCCCAGAAAUAAAUACUUAAUCAGAGAUUUACUGAAAUUAGUAUUCAUAUGUAAAGUAGUCGAAAGGGUUUAAAUCUCAAUAUCAUCUCGAGGUUUUAUUUAAUCCUUGAUAGUUCAUUGACCUGUAUAUUUAUUUGAUUAAUUGACCAAGUGUUGAUUUAUUAAGAUCAAAUUAAGACCUGAGAACGAUGUUUCAGA
Messenger RNA from Eurytemora carolleeae, 472 nucleotides. RefSeq names its product cytochrome c oxidase subunit 7A1, mitochondrial. Bases 26 to 286 code for a protein of 86 amino acids. The transcript is spliced from 3 exons. The record is from RefSeq and is a predicted model, not a curated record. Gene Ontology annotation, biological process: mitochondrial electron transport, cytochrome c to oxygen; mitochondrial respirasome assembly; regulation of oxidative phosphorylation. NCBI's taxonomy places the organism in Eukaryota, Metazoa, Arthropoda, Copepoda, Calanoida, Temoridae.